GAUAGUCGAUAGUCUACCUUCCUUCGGAGGUUAUGCACCGUGAUGGUUUGGCGUUCGGGCGUCGCGGUUUGGGAGUCGAGUUGUCGGUUACGUCAUUUUCCGAGCCAGCAACAACCAAAAGGGUAGAUGAGAAAUGGCUGGAAUCUGAUUGGCUUGAACCCUGGAGCCUCCACCAUUACCACCGGUAUCAUGCCCUGAGAACAAGGCCCUUCCCUCCAUUAGCAUUUAAUGGGUUGGGGGGUCCAGACCCUUUGCCAUUCACUGGUAUCGCCUGAUAGGACAGAUCUUGACCGCACUUUGGUAUCUUGGCUGCUUACCGGUAGUUGUACGAGUAACAUUUUCUUCUUUCCUCGCCAUCUGGCGGGGUCUCGCCACUGAGAAGAACUUUACACCACAACCACCAUCACCACCACUUGUUCCUCCUCCUCCUCCUAUAUAAUGCUAUUAUUAUUGUCGUGAAUCAAGUUCAAUUAACCCCCAUCCCGUCACCACCACUUCUUAUGAGCACGUCUUGGUAAACACCGACAACAACACCACUACCACCCAGCACAAUAACGUUAUCAUACGGACCGAACAAUGGUAUUGGUAUGCAUCAAAAACCUCCUCUUCCCACAUUGGAAACCUACCACUUCACACACGUCUCCACCUCCUCUUCUCCCUACGCACACCAAAACCUACGGAACCUCCGACCCCUCCUGUCCGAAUCCCACAUGUCCCCUCCUCUCCCGGAACCCUUCCUACGAGUGCGCCUCCACCCUCACCGCCGACUCGCAAGGCGAACCAGAGCCGGAAAAGGAGUCCGCAGCAGGCGUCAUCGACCCGAGAGUUUUGUCCGAUCUUACGAUUGGUUUGUCCGAUGGAUUGACAGUCCCAUUCGCUCUUACGGCCGGGCUAUCCGCAUUUAACGAUACAAAGGUAGUCCUUUACGGUGGCAUCGCUGAGUUGAUUGCUGGAAGUAUAUCGAUGGGAUUGGGAGGGUGGUUGGCGGGUCGUGGCGAAGCUGAAUUCUACGAAAACACCCUAACUGCCACAAAAACUCUGAUAUCCACCCACCCAGCAUCGAUCCCGCCUCUCCUGCACUCGAUUUUCUCGCCCUACAACCUCCCACCGGAAUCGCUCUCUCCCAUAGUCCAGAGCCUGACUAAAUCCCCGCACCUCGCCCCCUUCAUAAUGCAAUUCCAUCACAAACUCCCCCCUCCAUCCGACCGUACCCCGCUGAGUUCCGCUUUGACAAUUGCUGCUGGAUACUUCUUUGGCGGGUUCAUCCCGCUUUUGCCAUAUUUCUUUGUCGGCAGGGGGAAGGUUCUGCUGGGGCUUGCGUGGAGCGUCGGCGUCAUGGCGGCGAGUUUGUUUGCCUUUGGGGUUGGAAAGACGGUUCUUGUCGGGGCCGGUAGCGAGGGGGUGGAAGCCCGGAGCGAGGGUGGAGAUGGGAGGGAGUGGAGAUGGGGGAAGGCGGUUAGGGGUGGAGUUGAGAUGGUGGUUGUGGGUGGGGUGGCCGCCGCCGCCGCGAUGGGGAUUGUGCAGGCUUUAGGGUAGGCGCUGGCUACUGGGUGGAGGGGGUGGAGCAAGGUUGCAUUAUUGUUAUUAUUGCUAUUACUGCCACCAUUACAACAUUCACAUUGCAAGUGCGUGGGGUCUCCGGCUUGUCAUGGGCUAUUGAAUUUUCAUUUUUCGUUCCCUCGUUUCUCGAAAUCACUCUCAUCAUUUAUUGGAUCUUCUGGGUUAGUUAGAUUUCUCUUAUGAUCAUACUACAGGUUUCUUACUUCCUUAGUUAGAGAAAAGGGGCCAAGAACUCUUACUAAAUCCGGG
Messenger RNA from Tuber melanosporum (Perigord truffle), 1809 nucleotides. RefSeq lists its product as uncharacterized. The record is from RefSeq and is a predicted model, not a curated record. Gene Ontology annotation, cellular component: fungal-type vacuole membrane. Lineage: Eukaryota; Fungi; Ascomycota; Pezizomycetes; Pezizales; Tuberaceae. Bases 577 to 1536 code for a protein of 319 amino acids. Gene Ontology annotation, biological process: intracellular manganese ion homeostasis. Gene Ontology annotation, molecular function: manganese ion transmembrane transporter activity; iron ion transmembrane transporter activity. The transcript is spliced from 2 exons.